AUGUACGAGAACUGUGAGAAAUGGAGAAAAGAUUUUGGGGUUGACACCAUUUUUGAGGACUUCCAUUACGACGAGAAGCCCUUAGUGGCCAAGUACUACCCGCAAUACUACCACAAGACCGACAAGGAAGGCCGCCCCCUGUACUUCGAAGAGUUGGGUUCCGUCAACCUCACUGAAAUGUACAAAAUCACAAACCAAGAGCGUAUGUUGCGCAAUCUAGUUUGGGAGUAUGAAUCUUUUGUCCGCUACAGAUUGCCUGCGUGCUCCAGACAGGCUGGGUACCUUGUGGAAACCUCAUGUACUAUUUUGGAUCUCAAAGGCAUUUCCAUAUCUGCCGCCGCCCAGGUAUUGAGCUACGUGAAAGAGGCUUCUAACAUCGGCCAAAAUUACUACCCUGAGCGCAUGGGCAAGUUCUACUUGAUCAAUGCACCCUUCGGGUUUUCCACAGCGUUCCGCUUGUUCAAACCCUUCUUGGAUCCAGUCACCGUGUCCAAGAUCUUUAUUUUGGGUUCUUCAUACCAAAAGGAGCUUUUGAAGCAGAUCCCUGCCGAGAACCUGCCAGUUAAGUUUGGCGGCAAAUCGGAGGUUGAUGAAUCGCAGGGUGGCCUUUACCUCUCGGACGUUGGGCCAUGGAGAAAUCCGAAGUUUAUCGGACCUGAAGGAGAGGCUCCCACCGCAUUCAAGCUCUAA
This is a messenger RNA of Lachancea thermotolerans CBS 6340, 690 nucleotides long. RefSeq names its product SEC14 family lipid-binding protein. Bases 1 to 690 code for a protein of 229 amino acids. The transcript has a single exon. The record is from RefSeq and is a predicted model, not a curated record. NCBI's taxonomy places the organism in Eukaryota, Fungi, Ascomycota, Saccharomycetes, Saccharomycetales, Saccharomycetaceae.